Molecule: messenger RNA, 3699 nt
Organism: Cladocopium goreaui
Lineage: Eukaryota; Dinophyceae; Suessiales; Symbiodiniaceae
Source: the annotation of a GenBank genome assembly
AUGACGCCCCUUGCUGGCGGCGUAGCUCAGCCCCACGAAACAGACCACGAUAAUGCAGAACUGAGAAACCUCUUCCGUGAAUGCAAGGCUGAAACCCAAGAGCGACCGACAGAAGACGUUGAGUAUGGUCAAGCAAGCGAUGACACCGAUCGACACUGCCAGCAGUACUUCUUCAAUCCUCUGAAGAACUCGGCCAAUUUGUUCCACGAUGCGGAACCGGCUGUUUGCAACGGACUCGUGCCAGCAGACAACCAAUCCACAGCAACGCACGCGAGCGCACUUUCUGUCAGCUUCCGAGCUGCUGAGUUGUCCGAUGCGGCUGCGAUCUGGGAACUUGUCGUUGAAUCGAAGGUCUUAGACCCAAACUCACGAUAUUGUUACCUGCUGUUGUGCCGAGACUUUUCCGACACUUGUGUGGUUGCCUGUCGAGGUUCUGAGGUCGUGGGGUUUGUGACCGCGUACCGGCCACCCGAGCAACCUGAGGUCGUCUUUGUAUGGCAAAUCGGAAUUGCCAAGAGCGCCCGUCGCCAGGGAUUGGCAAAGCGCUUGUUGCACUCUUUGGUUUCGGUGCCCGCGUGUAAGGAAGUUCGCUUUCUGCAGGCGACCGUGACCCCGAGUAAUGAAGCCUCGCGAGGGCUGUUUGAAUCCUUCGCAGAGGAUCUGGAUGUUCCCUGUCGAAUCCGACAAGGGUUCACUGCCGAGAUGUUCGAUCCAGGAGAACCAACCAACAUGAUGGAAGUCUUUGCCGAACUCGAAUCAGAAGUUCGAUCUUAUUGCCGCUCGUUUCCUACCGUUUUCACAAAGGCUCAAGGCCACCAGAUGUGGGACGAGCGCGGCAAUGAAUACAUCGAUUUCUUCGCAGGAGCCGGCUCUCUCAACUACGGGCAUAACAACCCUAAAUUGAAAGAACCGCUGCUGAAGUACAUCGAAAGUGAUGGAGUAACACAUAGCCUCGACAUGGCUACCACGGCCAAACGAGAAUUCCUGCAAACCUUUAAUCGGCUCGUGCUCGGUCCUCGGAACAUGGACUACAAGGUGAUGUUCCCCGGCCCAACGGGUACCAAUGCAGUGGAAGCUGCUUUAAAAGUCGCGCGAAUGGUGACCGGUCGACCGAAUGUGAUGGCGUUCACCAAUGCGUUUCACGGCAUGACGCUCGGUUCGUUAGCCCUGACUGGCAAUGGCAGCAAACGCGAUGCCGCUGGGGUAACGCUGACCGAUGUCACUCGGAUGCCCUACCACGGAUACAUGGGCUCCGAACUCGAUACGAUUGAUCUGCUAGAGCAGCAUCUGAAGAACACCAGCAGUGGCGUCGAUUUGCCGGCGGCACUGAUUCUGGAAACGGUGCAGGCCGAAGGUGGGGUGAAUGUAUCGACCAACCCUUGGUUAAGACGGUUGCAAGAAUUGCUAAAACGGUACGAGAUCCUGCUGAUUGUGGACGACAUCCAAGUCGGCUGCGGUCGCACGGGACCGUUCUUCAGCUUCGAAUCGGCUGGGCUGGAGCCCGACAUCAUUUGUUUGUCCAAAUCGCUCUCAGGCUAUGGGGUGCCGUUUGCAGUCACAUUGCUUCGCCCGGAACUCGACGUGUUAGAGCCAGGCAAGCACAACGGUACGUUUCGCGGACAUAACCUGGCCUUUGUCACUGCCACGGCAGCCCUGAAGAACUAUUGGGCCAAGGGUGAGUUAUCAGACGACGUGAAGCGGCGAGGACAAAUCGUGCGCAACAGUCUGCGAGAAACGGCAGAGAACUACGGUGGGAACGUGCGGGGACGGGGUCUGAUACAGGGCCUUGAAUUCCGAGACAAAGAUGCCGCCAGUGAAGUGUCGCGGGAGGCAUUCGAGCGAGGGCUAAUCAUCGAAACCUCCGGCCCCCAGGACGAAGUACUGAAAGUGCUGCCGCCUCUGACAAUUUCAGAUAAUGCCCUGCAGCAUGGGCUGGAGAUCAUAGCCGAGAGCGUCGAAGCGGCGCUGGGUGCCGUGGCGGAAGGCACCGAUCGUGAAGUGGGUGCCGAAAACUGGAAAAGCCGCCGGUUGCUGCUGCGAAGUGAUCGCAUGGGCUUUUCGCUGCACGACACCACAAUUCAUGCCGGCACAACGACCGAGAUGCAUUACCAAAACCAUCUGGAAGCCGUGUACUGCAUCGAGGGCAAAGGCACCGUCACCUUGGUCGAUUCCGGUGAAGUGUUCGAAAUUGAAGCCGGGACGGUCUACGCCUUGGACUUGAAUGAUCGCCAUAUCCUGAAGGCCGAGGAGACGAUGCGGAUGGUCUGCGUGUUCAAUCCGCCGCUGGUGGGUCCUGAGUCGCACGACGAGAAAGGACCGGCGCUCAGUGCAGAAGAUGUGACUGCCUACGAACGCAAUGGGUUUCAUCACUCGCAAACUCUCUUCUCUCAGGACGAAGCCGAGGGGUUUCUGGCCGAGGCAAAAGAGUUGGCAGCCGAGGUAACGGGACCGAAACCCGGCGUGGUCAUCGAGCCCGGCAGCAACGCCGUGCGUUCAUUGUUCCGCCUGCACCGAACGAGCGAUACAUUUCGUGCGGUGGCCCAAGACCCGCGAUUGGUGAAUAUCGCGCGACAACUCUUGGGUAGCGAGGUUUACGUUUACCAGUCGCGGAUCAAUUUCAAGCCGGCUUUCGACGGGAAGGAGUUUUUUUGGCACUCCGAUUUUGAGACGUGGCACAUCGAAGAUGGGAUGCCGCGGAUGAGGGCCGUGAGUGUGUCGAUCAGCUUGACCGACAGCAAUGAGUUCAAUGGGCCACUGAUGGUCGUUCCGGGAUCACACAAGCACUAUGUGCGUUGCGUGGGGGCGACUCCGGAAAAUCACUUCGAGAAAUCGCUGAAAAAGCAGGAGUAUGGUGUUCCUUCGCAAGAGGCGAUGCGCGAAUUGGUCGACCGCGGCGGAAUCGUUGCCCCCAAAGGACCUCCAGGUUCGGGGCUGUUCUUUGAAUGCAACCUGAUGCACGGCUCGUCGGGCAACUUGAGCCCCUAUCCGCGGACCAACCUGUUCAUUGUCUACAACAGUGUUGAAAACGGAGUGCACGACCCGUACGGCGGGACCCCAGCACGGCCCGAGUUCCUGAGCGAACGCGACGUCACACCGGAAGUAUUCCAGGUCGUGAAAGAGUCGCAGGCCGAUGUCUUGCAGAACAAGAUUCCGGUUGAAAACCCGAUGGGACAGGCCCUGUUGGGGAAAACGCCUGGCGACAAAGUUUUGCUGAGCGGGCCCGAAGGCGAUAUCGAGUUCUCAGUUCUGGAAGUGAACCAGGAGCAUCUCAUGGCUCAAGCAAAGAACGGCAGCACGGUCACGGUCAACUACACCGGACGACUCGAAGACGGAUCGGUCUUCGACGAGACCCAGAAUAAGGAACCGCUGCGAUUCGUGUUGGGUAAAGAUCGCUUGAUCAAAGGGUUCGAACAGGCGGUUGUCGGGAUGAGCCCUGGCGAUUCGAAGACGGUAAAACUACCGCCCGAAGACGCCUACGGGCAGAAACGCGAUGAGAUGAUGGUCUCGGUCGAUCGCGGAAAGAUUCCGCAGGAUGUGCAGCCACAAGUUGGGCAGCGUGUGGAACUGAAGCAGCAAGAUGGCUCGCCCAUUGGAGCUACAGUGACUGAGGUGACCGAUUCGACGAUCGUUGUCGAUGCCAAUCACCCGCUAGCCGGACAUAGUUUGACGUUCGACAUUUCCAUGGUUGAAGUCAGUUGA